This is a messenger RNA of Exophiala oligosperma, 1596 nucleotides long. RefSeq lists its product as uncharacterized. NCBI's taxonomy places the organism in Eukaryota, Fungi, Ascomycota, Eurotiomycetes, Chaetothyriales, Herpotrichiellaceae. The coding region runs from base 266 to 1393 and encodes 375 amino acids. The record is from RefSeq and is a predicted model, not a curated record. The transcript has 2 exons.
CCUGCGUCAGGCACCCAUACAUACCACAUGUCUACCUACCUACUUAUGGGGGUACUGUGAAUAAAGAAUCAAAAAAAGAGGACCCUUCACUCUACAGGAACGUGUUUGCCUAGCAUUACUAGAAACUCUGUCUUUGACUUGACAGUACUUGAACACACUCUUGCCCUAACUCUCUCUCUCUCUCUCGCUCUCUCUUUGUGUCUUCAAGACUUUUCAUACCAUCAUUCACCGCAUGUUCCCCUCAGGCUCCUAGGAAUUCCUCGUCAUGUUCGGAAUCAUAGCAGACUUCAUCUCCUCCAUAACCACAUUCCUCCUCCCCGCCUACCUCUCAUACAAAGCCCUACGAACCAACGACCCGGCCCAGACUCACCCAUGGCUGAUCUACUUCACCAUCCUCAACCUCACCCUCCUCUUUGAAUCGUGGACCAUCUUCAUCAUCGGCUGGAUCCCCUUUUACUCGUGGUUCCGCCUCUUUUUUCUCCUGUACCUCGUGCUCCCUCAGACCCAGGGUGCAAAGAUCCUCUACCUCGACUACCUCGAACCCUACAUCGUCGGUCACGAGACUCGCAUCGACCAAUUCAUAGGCGAAGCCCACGAGAGACUUCAGCAACUGGGGUUGGGCUACAUCGGCGUUCUGAUCGAAUUCAUACGGGACAAGGUGCUCGGUCAAAAGAGUCCGCAGGGCGAACAUGCCCCGCGACAAGGAGCAGGAGCUGGCUACGCCGGCUACGCACAAGAUCUGCUGUCCCGAUUCGCCAUGCCGGGCGCACGCACGUCGCAGCCCAACCCGCCCGGGACGUCGUCUGCGAGUGUGUACGGCAUGAUGUCGACCUUUGCCGGUGCGGCGUUCGCGGCGUCGUCUUCCCCCCGCUCCUCCUCCGCGGCCCGAGAGGCGGCGUCGAUCCCCGGGUCGCUGUUGGACAACAUCCCCGGAGGCAACACCGCCGAGAAACAGACGUUCGUGUCGGCGCAGCGGGAGAGGUUGUCGAACAUGCUCAAGGCGCUGGACAAGGAACAACAGACGCUCGACCUCGCGUACGGCUCUGCCCCGGGCCAGCAACGCCCACCGAGCUCUGGAGGCUUGAAGACCAAAUCCCGAAGUGAGGUGUCGUUUGAGAAUGUGGAUUACGACGAAGCGACGCAGCACACCCCCGGAUCGACGCCGCCUCGACCCGUGACCGACGGUCGCCGCACCACGAGUGGGAACUGGUUGCCUUCCGGUGUGGGUGGAUGGUUCGCGGGAAGCGGUGGUAGUGGUGCUGCCACGAGCAGCGGCAACACCCACGGCGAUGAACGUAGCGAAAGAGAAAGAAUCAUAUCCAAGGGAUGGUCGGCCGCAAGAGACAUGACCGAGGAGAUUACAAGAGGCAUGAGCAGUGGUGUUGACAGGUAAUGAUGAUCAGCCAUGGGCGUGAAGAAAUGACCAUGAUCAUGAUGGUUGAAUAGCUACGCCAGAGACUCGCGAGCUACCGUCCUCCCUGAAGAGUUCGAUGUCGAGUCUCUACAUGACUCCAUACUGAAGCUACACUUUGACCAAAAUAAAUACAAGAGUUUCCAAAGAUAGCAGACGAGCUCAGCGCUCAAUUUCACUCACUA